AUGCGAGCGAAGACCAUUCUCGAGGUUAGUCUGGACUGCCGGGAGCCGGGACUGCCGACGGGAAAUCGGACGACACACGAGCGUGUACUGAUCACCGCCUAUCGGCCCCUGUACGAGAGUGACCGCAAGCGCGAUUACCUGGACGCGCAGGGCCAGAAGCUGCACACGCUCCAGGAGUACCUGGACGAUCGGGCACCGUACGUGAGCGUUGGCAUGGAUCCAACGCUCGCCAUCCCGUACGGUACGGAGGCGUGCGUGCCCGAGCUGAAUCGCCAUUUCCGGCGCCCGGUACGGUUGCGUGUGGCCGACCACCACGAGGAUCUGCGGGGUGGCGCCUACCGGCGGCUGGAGAUUUGCGUCCGCACGCAGGAGGACAGCUACGACGAUGCGGUCAAUCUGCUGCAGGCGACGCUCGUCCUCGGUGCUCCGUACUCUCCGGCUUAACGAAACAAUAAAGCAAUAACGUCGUCGCCCCUCUUAACCGGUCACCGCAAGUGAUAACCAGGAUCACUCGCACCCUCGCAC
This is a messenger RNA of Anopheles darlingi, 525 nucleotides long. RefSeq lists its product as uncharacterized. NCBI's taxonomy places the organism in Eukaryota, Metazoa, Arthropoda, Insecta, Diptera, Culicidae. The record is from RefSeq and is a predicted model, not a curated record. The coding region runs from base 1 to 444 and encodes 147 amino acids. The transcript is spliced from 2 exons.